UUCGUUUCCGCGCUGUCAUUGUUUCCGUUUCCACCUCCGAGAAGCCUCACGCUUCCCCAAAUCUCAUUUUGUUUUGCCUUGAAUGCCUUACGUUGCGUAUAAGUUUGGGCUAUCCGAAGUUUGAGGAGUCUUCGUAUCUUUUUUCAACAAUGGGGGACAUCGAGGCUCCCAGCUCGGAUCCGCCGCGCCAGACUGUCCUGCUCUCUGUUCUUCCGAGCAAAGAGUUCGCCUCCUCAAGGAAAGGAAUGCUGCUUCUUGCUGAAGUGGCUCUUUCCUUUGUAUCGUUUGUGUGUUUUGCGGCAUCCACAGCAGCAGCCUUUGUGACAUUCCCACUGCUGGAGUUCCUGGCUGCCCUCUUCUUGUUGUUUGCUUACUCCACCAAAUUCAACGAGAGGUUUAAAGGCUUCCUCUGGCCUCUUAUGGAUUUCAUGAGAUGUGUGACCGCCUCCAUUAUCUUUUUCAUCAUCUCCAUAAUUGCAGUGUCCAAAUAUGUGGACGGCUCCUCUAAGGCUGCUGGGGUAUUUGGAUUCAUUGCCACCAUCAUUUUCGCUUUAGAUUUUUACCUCAUUUUUAAUGAGCUGGCCAAUUUCCUAAAGCAAGGAGGGGAGUCCCAUGAUGAGCCAUCAAGACAGCAAGAUGAGUUUUCAGACUCUGAUUCAGACUGAGACUGGGGCAUCUUCACCAGCGGAUACAUUUGAUCAUUAUAAAGUUAAACCUUUGCGGUAGAAAUGGCUGCUUCUGAGCUGCCAUCUCUUCCAUCAUGCCACAAUGUUACAUUGAUACUGUGUACAGUAGAAAUCACAUCCAGGUCACACUGUUUUUUAAUUACUUGCAUUAAUUGGUAGUUGGGGGAAUCUUCUAGGACCUAGUUUUCUAGGACCAAACCAAUGCAAAGAGCAUAAACCAGAUUCUCUUCAGCUAUGCUCUUUGCUGAGGGUCCACGACAUUUCACACAUGUGAAAGCAUUCAGGAAACAAGUCUAAACAAAUAUGCUGGUCUUUUUAGUCAUAGUAUUUUGAUAAUCAUUACAGGUAGUUUUUAAAAAAUAAUGCAAAAAAUGCUCUGUUCUUUUUUAUGCCCAUACUCACAUCCAGUGUCAGAGAAUAUUUGGGAAAAAAAAUGUAAAAGCCAUCAUCAACCUGACACAUAUUUUAUCAUAAAACUGUGAAACUG
Messenger RNA from Toxotes jaculatrix (banded archerfish), 1173 nucleotides. It is a transcript of the gene cmtm3, whose product is annotated as CKLF-like MARVEL transmembrane domain containing 3. Gene Ontology annotation, cellular component: membrane. The coding region runs from base 150 to 665 and encodes 171 amino acids. Lineage: Eukaryota; Metazoa; Chordata; Actinopteri; Toxotidae. The record is from RefSeq and is a predicted model, not a curated record. The transcript has 5 exons.